ACAGUACACAGUCGCUCAAAAAAUACGUGAAACUCUCGUAUCGUGCAGUUUUUCAUUUGUGUUAACGUUUUUUGUUGUUUUUAAAGUUCGUCGGUUAUUACAUUAAUAAAUGAAACAUUAUCAUUGAGUGUUUCCAUUGUUUUCAUUGAUGCCUGGGAUAUAAAACGUUCGUGUGUAAAUAAACAAAUACUAUAGUGUUAUAAAAGUUGUUAAGAUUCAAUAAAAUGUCCACAUAAACAUGGAAUCAACUUCGGUAUCUGUAAAUAUCGACCCUACCUCUAUAGAAGCGCCAGUUAUAUCUUCGAAUGACUCCAAAAUAUUUAAUGAUAGUGGUGGAGAAAAUGACGGCGAUACCACCAUCCAUGCUUUCAAUAUGUCUACAUCACAGUUUCACAUCACUGUUGUGGAAAACCCCGCACUAAAGAAAUCUUCACAGUGUGAAGGCAGUGAUAGCGGGGUAGAGGUAGUAGAAAAUGUCGAAAAUCAGGAUCCUGUCGUGUACCAACGUAAUAUAAGCUCUAAUAGUGGCAUGUCACAGGAUUACGAUAAUAUAAAUAGUGCCCGAUCGUGCGAUUCUUCGAUUAUAAGUUGCUAUGACGAAGCGUACAAUAUCCUCGUUCGGAAAAAUUCAACUUUACUGGAGGAUUAUCGAAGACAUGAAGACGUUACCAGCGAAAAUGGUAGUGAAAGUUCUUCGUUAAGUGGAUCAAACGUACGAACAAAUAGAAGAACCUCUGUAAACAAUUCAAAAAAGAAAACACCAACAGUUGACUCGAGAACUAAAACUUCUUGUAGAAAAGAACGGUCUAGUACAAAACCUCCGUUAACCCCUAGACCGUCUACAGGGCCCAUACGAAUCAAAUCUGUCGAUAGGUUACAGGCCAAACCUUCUCCAAGUACAAAAACUAAUCAAAGGACCAAAACUAUUCCUACGAAUUUAGAUCUUAAGCGGGAACCCAAAAGAGUAUCAUCUGCUGCAGUGCGCACGUCUUCAACAAGUAGAACACCUACAUCUGGCCAUAAUGACGACGGCAGGUGGCCAUCUAUUAAUAGUAAACCAGCACCACUAAUGUCCAGAUCGUUGAAAGGAUCUAUAGAUUGCACCAAGCAAAAAAUUUCGCCAUUGGAUACUAAGACUAUAGAAAAGUAUGCUACACUUCCAAGGCCGAAAAAAGACAAGAAUAUCGAUGAAAACAAGGACGUGAAAAAAUCUAGUAGGGAGAACACACUUCAUCGCUUAGCUCUAACUAAACAAACUUCUCGUGAAAGCACACCUUCGAAACUGAUGACAAGCUCUUUGUAUAUACCUAAAAGUAAAACGAAAACUAAGAUAUACCACGAAAACGGUGUUCAGACAGCCUUAACAAUUACCGACAUAGAAAACGCUUUAGCCGGAGUUGCAAUAAAUGCCAAAAAUCCACACGAUUCCGAAACUAGCGACAAAGAUCUCCAGGUUGACACUAUUAGCGCAGAUAUGAAUAAAUUGAAGGAAAGAUUAGAAGCGAUAACUGAAAAAUACGAGGCGUUACAAAAAGACUACAAAUCACAGACUGAAAAACUUAAAGAGACUGAGGAAAAGUUAAGGGAAGAAGUUAUUGAAAAGAACGGUUUGCGGGAGGAAUUAGAGAACAAUUCGCAAAGAGUUAUGGCCAUUUUGGGAACAGAUACCACUGAUGAUUCAGAAUCAAAUCACAACGACAGCCUUCUAGUCCUAGAAACCAAAUUCCAAAACGUUGGCGAAGUCGUUAUCCGACAAGAAGAAGAAAUAUCCAAACUAAACGCACUAUGCCGAACGCUGCAGAUGGAUUUGGAAAAGAACAUCGCCAUACAAAGGACGCUGGUUCAACAACAAAAAGAUUUAGAGUUGGAAAGUUUGGAACUGCAGGACUUCAUGCAGGCAGAGAAAACAACACUUCACGACGCAUUGAAGGAAUCUGAGGCUGAAGUUCAAAGACAACAUGUUUUGAUAAAGAGUAAGAAUAAGGAGCUGGCGGCGAAACAGGAGGAAAUUACUAGAUUAAUGAAACAGAGUGACCAGAAAAGACAGGAAAAUAUGAGUCUUCAAGCACGAUUGGGAGUAUUAGAAACAAAAAGCCGAGAACUUUUGGUCCAUCAAGGAAGUUCGGUGUCAGGAGCAGCUGUAGCUUUGUCGGCUCUAAUAGGAAGGUUGGACGGUCUUGUGGAAGAACUAGUGGCUGCUUAUAGUAUUUCCGACCAGGAAUUAGAGGAUGUUAUCUUUCAUAAUGAGGCUUACAAGAAUAGCAGCAGCAGUCCUGAAUCCACACCAGAAAAAGCAAGGAAGAUUUUCAUCGACAAAACUCCUUCUCCAUCAAAGGGUUCUUCUUUCGUAUCAGCUGUCAUUAAUGCCAUUAAAAGUGCUGCUCAGUCACCAUUUGCACUACGAGAUGUGAGCAAGGAUACUUUAUCUACAGAUCAUUCCAGUUCAAAUGAAAUGUUGGACUCAGAAACCGAACCAUGUCUAAUGAUGGAGCACGUCCUCGAAGACGUAAUUAUUCCUGACGGUCAUUCUCAGAAUCUGAUCUCUUCCGGUCACGGUAGCAUGAUGAGUUCCCGACUGACGCACAGCGAAAGUUUGAAAGAUGUUUCUCAGACUAUUCUGAGUCGCCAAAUGUCUGAACCGACAAGUAUGAGUUUCUAUGGAAGUCUCAACACUUCGUACACUAGCGAUUUGGUUUCGUUGAACGAAUUUUUUCCUUCCAUAUCGCUUGUGGAUCAAGUUAUUGACGUUGAUAAUCUUAUUACAAGAUUGUUGAAAGUGAUUCGAAUAAUACAAAUGGAGAACGAAGACUGCAUGAAUGAACUGCAAGAACAGAGGGAUAAUCUGUUGGAGCAAGUUGAUAAACAAAAAGAGACGAACAAAGUGGUUGUGAAACAACUGAAAGAUUGGGAGGUUCUUGGAGCCAGACUGAAGAGUGAAGUAAAGGAACUGAUGGCUCAAAUGGCCAAGAAGAAUACCGAGAUGGAUAACUUGAAAGGAGAGCUGAACAAACAAAGGGAAGAGGUCGAGAAAUUAAACCAAGAUGUUUGUGAGUUAUCAACAGCUCUUUCUAAAGCCGAAAUGAAAAACAAAAUAAAGGAAGAUGAAGUCAGUCAAGAAAUUAAGAAAUGGGAAAAGACUGGAGAGGUUCCUGCUGCUGAUAUUUUAGGAAGACUUAUUUCUACACAAAAUGAGAUACCAAUACUUAAGGAACAGUUGAGCGAGAAAGAGAAACAUCUGAACGAAUUGACGCAGGAAUUUUUGGCCAGCAGACAAGUUCUGACCGAAAGUUUAAAAGAAGCUGUAAACGAAUCUAAGAAACAAUACGAUGCGAUCGAUCACGCCUUAGAGGUCUUACACAGUAUUCAAACCGUAGUUCAACAAUGCGCACCCCUAUCCAAACUGCAACGAGAUUUAGAAGAAAUAAAUUUUCAAAGUGCAUCUGCAAUGCCAUUAGUCACACCAGCAGACUGCAACGCCAACGCUGCCCGUCUAAAAGCGGUGGCCAAUAUGGAAAUAGCUCCCACUAUUAACACAACUGCCUAAAACGAUUAUCUGUCCUGUUCCCUCCCUCCAAGAACGAAUACGCCACAUUAGUGACGUCACGUUGUCGAUUUUAAGGUUAGGUCUAUCUUAAUUUCAAAUACACCGAGUUUUAUCGUAAAAAUAAUUUUAAUUAAUAUAUCUUACAAACGUUUGCAAAUUUUCAAACAUCUAAAUUAUGUAUUGAACUUCGUAUGAUAUUUUAAUUGUAUUAUUAAUUAAUUAAAAAGAAAUAUCCUAAGUAAAGAACUUGAAAAAAAAAAGAAACAAAAUGUCUAAUACUAAUUGACUUCGACUGUACGAGUGACUUUAGUUUGGAAAAUUUCUUUUGACGACUUUGGAAUCUAGGCCGCCCUAAACUGACCUUUUCUCUUCAAUGAUCAAACGAAGAACCCCAAGAGAGCCUUGUUUUCCAUUCGACUAACAAUCUCGUUUGUACAAAAAAGGAUAAUAACGUCAAUCUAAUGUCAGAUGGAUUUUGACAUUUGCUGAACGGGUGAUACUGAAUUUUGUAUGGCACGCUUGUUCCAUUCUUGCUUUGAGCUCACCCCUUUGUUAGCAAGUAUAACUAAAGCAUUGAGGGAAUACAAAAUAAAAGCAGUGAAACAAGGUACAGCAAUAAUUCAACACUAAGUAGCUGUCAAAAAUGACAGCGUGUCGUCAUCAAUAAUGUGGCGUAUCUGUGACGGAAAUAUGGCGUUUCGCGGAAAAAGCAUAAUUUUGGUUAUCUUUAAAAUAAAGACUUCUUUGAACAUGUAAUAUAUAAGUAAAAAGUGAGAUAGAAUAGAA
Messenger RNA from Diabrotica balteata, 4330 nucleotides. NCBI's taxonomy places the organism in Eukaryota, Metazoa, Arthropoda, Insecta, Coleoptera, Chrysomelidae. The record is from the annotation of a GenBank genome assembly.